Messenger RNA from Dromiciops gliroides (monito del monte), 1674 nucleotides. It is a transcript of the gene PIM2, whose product is annotated as Pim-2 proto-oncogene, serine/threonine kinase. Bases 16 to 1089 code for a protein of 357 amino acids. Gene Ontology annotation, biological process: regulation of mitotic cell cycle; negative regulation of apoptotic process; protein autophosphorylation. The record is from RefSeq and is a predicted model, not a curated record. The transcript has 5 exons. Gene Ontology annotation, molecular function: protein serine/threonine kinase activity; ATP binding. NCBI's taxonomy places the organism in Eukaryota, Metazoa, Chordata, Mammalia, Microbiotheria, Microbiotheriidae. Gene Ontology annotation, cellular component: cytoplasm.
CGGGGCGGAGCCGGCAUGCAAAUGGCCGUUUGUCGAUUGGCCCGGCGCGGCAGGGCGGGGCGUUCGGGGCUGACCUCUCGGCUGGCUCGGCAGCCCGGUGGCCAGUGGAGUGCGAGCCUCGAUCCCGGGCGGAACCCCCAGGCCAGCCGGGCCAUGCUGACCAAGGGCCCGCAGCUCCCGUCCCCAGAGUCCCCGGGCCGGCCAGGCAAGGGCCAGGAGGCCCUGGAGGCUACCUACCGCCUGGGGCCCCUGCUGGGCAGGGGCGGUUUCGGCUCCGUCUUCUCUGCGCACCGCCUGGCCGACCGCCUGCAGGUUGCUGUGAAGCUGAUUCCCCGGAGCCGCGUCCUGGGCUGGGCCCCCCUGUCUGACUCAGGUCCAUGCCCACUGGAGGUGGCCCUGCUGAGGAAAGUCGGGGCUGGGGGUGGUCAUCGGGGUGUGAUCCGACUGCUCGAUUGGUUUGAGACUCCUGAGAGCUUCCUGCUGGUGCUUGAGCGGCCGGAGCACGGCCAGGAUUUGUUUGAUUAUAUCACUGAGCGGGGCCCCCUGGGAGACGGCCGCUGCCGCCACUUCUUCAGCCAGGUGGUAGCUGCUGUGCGUCACUGCCAUGCCCGAGGGGUAGUCCACCGAGACAUCAAGGAUGAGAACAUCCUAGUGGACUUGAGGCGGGGUGAAGUGAAGCUCAUUGACUUUGGCUCCGGUGCCCUGCUCCGGGAUGAGCCCUACACCGACUUUGAUGGAACCAGGGUGUAUAGCCCACCGGAAUGGAUCUCUCAGCAGCAGUACCAUGCACUGCCAGCCACUGUGUGGUCCCUAGGCAUCCUCCUUUAUGACAUGGCCUGUGGUGACAUUCCCUUUGAGCAUGACCGGGAGAUCCUAGGUGCUCGUCUCCGCUUCCACUGCAGUAUCUCCCCAGGUUGCGAGGCCCUGAUCCGGCGGUGCCUGGCCCCUGAUCCUGCCAAUCGACCCUCGCUGGAGCAGAUUCUUCGGGACCCCUGGAUGCAGGAUGGGGAGGACCACUUAGCACUUACUUCAGAAAUCCUGCCUUCAGUCUCUUGUGAUGCCAGUACCCCAGAGUGGGCAGCUUUCUAACAGUGGUGGAGGAACGGAGCAUGUGUCCUUGUGGUCCCCCAAAUGGGACCAGUCUUCUAAGGCUGCACUGAUAACCUGGUUUUACAGGUUCCUUAGAGAUGCUCCUCUGGACCUCACCCAAGGGACAGGGAAAGAACUUUAGCCACCUUGUAGCCCAUUCCCCGUUCUCUCUCACUCUCAGGGAUGGAUGGGGACUUUUUCAGACACUAGACACCCCCCCCCCCUUCCUCCAUAGGUUGUUUAGAGAUCCCAAGGUUGGGGUGGAAAAGAAGGCUGAGAGCUUCUUCAAACCCGGACAUUUCCUUGAACCAGCUGUGCUCCCCUGCCCCUGCCCCUGUUCCUGCUCCUGCCUAGCCCGAGGGCCUGUGUCACUGAUUGCCCAAUGAGGUUGACUUCUUCACCUUCCCCCUAUGAAGGCGGCCUCUGCCUUCCCAGGUUGUGCCCAUUCUUCGGGCACAUUGGCCACGGGCUGGACCAGAGGACGACGGGAGGGGGAAGGGAGGGCGGCCAGUGGCCGGCAGGCUCUCAGUCCCUCGGAAAUGUGUAUGUUAUUAAAACGAGCCCUACCAGGCCCUCGCAACCCCA